Molecule: messenger RNA, 1974 nt
Organism: Podospora pseudocomata
Lineage: Eukaryota; Fungi; Ascomycota; Sordariomycetes; Sordariales; Podosporaceae
Gene: tbp1
Product: TATA-binding protein (TBP)
Exons: 4
Coding region: 1-768 (255 amino acids)
Biological process (GO): DNA-templated transcription initiation
Molecular function (GO): RNA polymerase II general transcription initiation factor activity; DNA binding
Source: RefSeq, a predicted model, not a curated record
AUGGAUGCGAUUCAAACCCACCCCACGAGCGCUGCCCAGGCCAAGGCCUUCACUGCCCCCGGUUCUCUCUCUUUCCCCACCGGACAUGCCGAUCUGAACCAGUCGGUCGCGGGCAAUGGCACUGUCGCCAAUGGCGCACAGCAGUCGGGCGUCCAAACCACCAACGGUGCUGGGGUGACUCCCGCGACCCCCGCUGCGACGCCGGGCGCCGCUUCAGCUGGACCCAGUGGUAUCACACCCACUCUUCAGAACAUUGUCGCGACUGUCAAUCUUGACUGCCGUCUGGACCUGAAGACAAUUGCGCUGCACGCUCGCAAUGCUGAGUACAACCCCAAGCGUUUCGCCGCUGUUAUCAUGCGUAUCCGUGAGCCCAAGACCACCGCUUUGAUCUUUGCGUCGGGCAAGAUGGUCGUCACUGGCGCCAAGUCGGAAGAUGACUCCAAGCUUGCCUCCCGCAAGUAUGCCCGUAUCAUUCAGAAGCUCGGCUUCAACGCCAAGUUCACCGACUUCAAGAUCCAGAACAUUGUGGGUUCUUGCGACAUCAAGUUCCCCAUCCGUCUGGAGGGUCUUGCUUCCAAGCAUCACAACUUCAGCUCCUACGAGCCCGAGUUGUUCCCCGGUCUCAUCUACCGCAUGAUCAAGCCCAAGAUUGUGCUCCUCAUCUUCGUCAGCGGCAAGAUUGUUCUCACAGGCGCGAAAGUUCGCGAGGAGAUCUAUCAAGCUUUCGAGAUGAUCUAUCCCGUGCUGCAGGAUUUCCGCAAGAUGUAGAUUUCGUCUCAUCGCUGCGCCUGGCACGUGGACCUUCCAUCCCACUUUGGGCACCCAUGUGAAGGACUUGUACAUUACCCCCCAACUUCACCCUUACCGAAAACCCUCUGGCCGCGAAUGAGUAUUACGAAUAUCAUACCCCCUCCCAAAAAGCACUUUAUCACCGACCGUCGGCGACUAGCACAAAACCGCCCAUCGGUUUCGCCUUUUUCGGUCACCCAAACUUGUAUUUUUGCUGUUUUUGUUUUCUCUUUUCUUGUCAGCAUUGCAAUGGCGUUCCGGGGGAAUCAACAAUCGGGGGACAGACGAUAAAGGAUCCACGCGCGGAUUUGACCUCUACCUGAAUUCGGGUUUAUAGUACAUAGAUUUUUUCUGGAGAUGGCGCGCGCAACAACUCGACGGAUCGGCGAAGAGGAACUGGGGGCCUGGUUUAUUUUUGCGCAGCGCACAAGGGGGAUCUGGCUCUUUUUUUCUCCUGCCACCGUCCUUGUUUUAAUGGCUCGGGAUGACGGCAACUGGGAUUUGAGCGGGCUACCAAGGAGGCAGUGGGAACGACAUGAAUGCGCGAAACAAUCACAAAAAAAGAGGAGCGAGAAAGGAAUUCCCACGCCGCGCGGCUCACCUCAAUCUCUGGGUGUUUGUCGAUUAUCUCAAGAUUUUUUUUUUCCAGUGGUGGGAAUGAGAAAAAAAAAAGAGAAGAGAGUGAGAUUUGGGGGAUUUUACGGGUGGGAUCUGGGACAUGAUCCGGCAAACCUGACAUCAUGGUUCUUUUUUUUUGUUUUCUUUCAUCACGCGGAACAAAAGCUGGUUUGCUGAUUUUGUCUGUUUGUUGUUGUCUGGUUCUCGGACACGACGACGAAAAAAGAGGCACAACCUGCAAGAUGAAGAACACAUGACCCCCUCAAACUACUCAAGGUGUGUUGUUGGCGCGAGCAAAGCGACGGCCACUGCGGUUUGCACCACACAACACACAAACAAGAAAAGAAAGACGAUUGGUGGUGGGCUCUUUUGCAAGAAACAAGAAAAACGACAGCCGCACACAUUACAGGACUGCCUUGAGCUUUCUUAUCCGCAAGGAAACAAAGCUUUCCGGUAUUUCAAGCCCUGAGCGAGGGGAGAACAUCAAGGAUGGUGAGAUCCUUUGGGCAACCUUCGCAAAUUGGGUGAGAAUGGACAACUGGAGAGCAAUAAUUUCAUCUAGGUGAA